Molecule: messenger RNA, 2241 nt
Organism: Aplysia californica (California sea hare)
Lineage: Eukaryota; Metazoa; Mollusca; Gastropoda; Aplysiida; Aplysiidae
Product: protein LZIC
Exons: 6
Coding region: 234-806 (190 amino acids)
Molecular function (GO): beta-catenin binding
Source: RefSeq, a predicted model, not a curated record
UACUCUGAAAUACAUCACCUGAGGGUACAGUCCGUGGGUGUCUCAGUGCUCAAAGUUUUAGUUGUAAUAAAAUUUAGACUUUUUGCACUGACAAUUGAGAGGAAUUGAAGGGAGCGGCAAACUGGACCACGCCUUCAAACGACAGGGGAACGUUUCUCAACUCAGGACAGAAACAGAUACCAGAGAGUAUUUCUUGAAUUCUUUGUACAGAUCAGUGAGGGGCAGUACUGUCGAUGGCGUCUCGAGGCAAGCAGGAGACGGGUAAACUCCGACAGAAUUUGGAGGAGCAGUUGGACCGACUCGUGCAACAGCUGAGUGACUUAGAGGAGUGCAAGGCUGAUCUGGAGCCAGAGGAGUAUGAAGAGACCAAGAGUGAGACGGUGGAACAGCUGAAGGAAUUCCAGGAAAACCUCAACAGGAUGCUGGAGGGGAACCUCAGUCUGGUGGACGAACUCAAUGCCAUGCAGCUGGCUAUACAAGCUGCCAUCAGUGACGCCUUCAAGACACCAGAAGUCAUUCGUCUCUUUGCUAAGAAACAGCCUGGGCAGUUGAGGACAAGACUGGCUGAUAUCUCCCGAGAUGAGAAGAUCGGCAAGCUGCCCAAGGAACUGGCCAUCCAGCAGUCUGUGGAAAUCCUGACGGCCCUGAAAAAACUCGGGGAGCAGCUGACGGCGCCGGAGACAGCCUAUCUGGAGCAGCAUUCGUCCGGCAGUCUGCGACAGUUUGAGAAAGUCUCUGCCGAUCUCGGUUCUGGGGAGAAGGUUUUGGCAGUUGCUGGCUCUCAAGUGGAACAGGCCAACAAGUAACGACAGUCUUGGAGGCCUCUCUGACUCUCUACGUGCCUGGAGUCUCCUUCUCCUAACGGAGUGGCUGUCUGGUACAACGGUCGGUCUUUUCGUCAAGCGAUUCAACAGGGCUUUCAGUCGAGUGUGUCAUUAUUGUCUGCUUUUGGUCUUAGAACUCAGUUCAGGUAGACGCUUGGGAUUUUGUCUGGUAAGAUUUAUUGCAGUAAUAAAGUGUGUGAACGAUUUAUUUUACGAUCUCAUGUCAUGGAUAUAAUGUAUCAGGAUGUUCAGAGUCAAAGGUUUCACCAGUUGACAAUAGUGUAAGCGAGAAGGAACCUUUUUUGACUUCUGAUUUUGGUGCUCAAGCACACACCCUUGUGAUUCAAUGUGAUGAACUGUGCUCCGAACUGAACCAAAAUUUAUAUAUUUUUUCUAGUUUGCUGCUUUGGAAUUGGAACUAGCGGUAGGUAGGGGCCUACAUCAACAAAUGUUGUUCCUUAUGAAUUGCAUCACAUUUUUGGUUUUCAUUGAGACAAGUUGGACUUUUUAGAGCAAGUCGUUUCCUGUUUACACAGUGCAGAAGGGUGCACAUUUCUUGUCAUCAUCAAUGUGAUCAGGGUUUGUUUGUCUUCUGAGAGCUUACCAUGGAGAAUGCCUCACUUUUUACAUGCUUGCUGUAAUUCGAACUUUAUAUACCAGAAUUGUAUGCACAGUUGUUUGAAUUUGAUAUUGUGUAGUUGUUAAUUAUGCAGUGCUGAAUUUAUAUGAAGGCAAGUGGUUUUCUUUAUGAAACAUGAAAUAAUCAACGCUAUACCACACAGAGUAGAUUGGGUUGGGAGUUGGGUUUUUUUUCCCCGUUUCUGGCACACAGCUCGUAAAUUCAAAGAAGUUUCUGCUGUUGCCAGUAUUUCUGUUAGACUUUUUAACCAUUUGUUGUUAACUUUAUGCAUAAUACUCUAAGUACCUGUCCUGAAUCCUGAAGUUUUUCAUCUGAUUUUCAUAAUGUGGAGCUGUUGUGCAUGGCCUAGUCAGUGACCCAAGAACUCCGGAGGGUUUUCUCCUUUGGGUUGCACUGGCGACAGAGCUUUUAGUUUUAUGUUUGCCAUCAGCUGAGGUUCAGGAAAUAAUUGUUGCGUCUUCAGAGCAGAUACCUUGGAAGGUGAACAAAAUAAUACACAAAGCACACGCUUUGACAGGAAAGUUAUAUUCUCUGGAACUGUGAGGUUUUCGAAUUUUCAAAUUUUUUUUCUUUUUUUUAAAACUUAGAUAUUUGUAUCCUCAGGGACAGAGACAGAAAUGUUUUGAGUAUUUGGACUUAAUCUGUCCACAUCGUUUUACGCAAGAAAAAUUAUGAAAUUAUUCGAACUGAGCCCAAAAAUGUGAAAUUAUGCAAUUCUGUUAAUUUUAAUUUUAACAAAGAAUGAUAAAGGAAAAUAAUAAGAAAUUUUGCAAAAAA